CUCAUCCGGGGGACGACGCAAUCCUCCUAAACAAGUCAAAUCCGCAGAUAGACGACGCGUCAGCUGGAAAUCCAUCUCAGUAUAAAAACACCGUCUUCCUUUAUGUCACUUGAUAUCAGUGAUCUCAUUGGCGAGUUUGCAGAAGAGCUUUCUUCAGGUGGUUUUUCCGUUUACAUGGACGAAGAAGACAGUACGUCCAUGGACGUCCUCGAGUCACCCUCAGAUGACAUUGCCGCGGAACUCGUCUCUGAUCGCUCAGCAUACGAGAAGCAAAAGGCUACUCUCCAGACUUAUAUUGAUUCCCUCCCUUACGAGUGCGAGUCCGUUGAUGUCAUGCAAGCUAAGCUUGAGUACAUAGUUGGAAAGUUGAUAGUCUGCGCUAAAUCCAAGAAUUGGUUGGUCCUCACCACCUGGGAUGCAAUCCUGCAAUGCUGGCUGCAGAUGCGCUAUCCCAUGACGACCUCCACCCGCGCCGCAUUGGUCCGCUUCUAUUACGAAUUAUGCCUUCUGCCUGGCAUAGAGGUACGGGUCAUCCGUAGCUGGGCAGAUAUGUUGUACCGUCUCUUGGGAUCCAAGACUGUUAAACGCAAACUUGAGGCCACUGACCUCCAACUCCCCUGGAAACCCCUAUGGGAUGUAUUGUACAAAGAGCUGUUCCCCAAGAGCCGCCUCGCAGAAUUUCAGGGAAAUCGUAACUUAAACAAUAUAUUGCUAUAUGUCGCGGAGAGCUGUAAACGCUAUUUCCCUGCGACUGAUAUUCCCGAUAUGCUCGAGACAUUCUUGCCUAUCCUCACGCCCGAUACUACUUUGACGAUGAUUCCCGUGCUCACAUCGUUCCUUCCGCCAACCCACACACAUAUCUACCUUCCUGUGAUAUUCAGGAUUUGGGAAGCUUUCAAUUCGCACAUCAUGGACGAUAGGUUUCUCGAAUUCGCCGGAAUCCUCGCGGAGGAACAUGUCGCUGGUAAGGAAGGACUUGCGGGAGAGGAAGGAGGUGCCGCAUGGAAAGAUAUCGGUAUCUGGACACAAGAAGAGUGGUUGAUGCUUAUUAGUAAAGGAAUCGAGUCGCUAUAUGUCCCUGUGGGCAAUUCGAGCCAGAAUGUCGCUGCUACAGCUGUUCAGGCAGAUGCUACCGCGGCACGCCAAGGUUCCAAGGUCAAGAAAACAAUUAGUAGGAUCAGUUUCCUGGCUAAACUAUUUGUAUACUCAAUGGCCCUCGAUGGUCCAAUACGCGGAGAUUCUGCAUCCACUCCUGGGUCUCCCAACAGCCAGCCGAUGGGAUACUUGGCCGGUUCGAAGGCGCUUGACUCGUUAGACAAACUGAUUACAAGCACAGAAUCCUUCUUUCAUCCAUCAAACUCCGGCCACUGGACGUUCACACUCACGAAUUUGUUGCAACGUCUUACCGUCGAGUUUGCCGACAGAUGGCUUGAAGAACAGCAGCCUUCAUGCAAAACUCCCGUGGCACACCGUCUCACUCCUUCUCUCCGCCGAGCGUUCGUCGAUGUUUUACGCACGCCUGCGUUCCUUGCCAUGUUUUCCAAGGAUUCAUUUUCUAUUAGUAUGGCACAAGGUGCACUGCGCACUAUGGCAUUGCUUGAGCCGACGCUCAUCAUGCCUGAGCUCCUUGAGCGUGCCUACGGUGGUCUGGAAGUGGUAAAUGAGACCCACCGCACCACCGCAGUGUUGAAGAUGUUGUCCGGCAUUUCACUUCCGCUUGUCUCAGAGAUGAUAUGGAGGCCGGGACAAAAGCACUUACUUCCUCUUCUCGAACUCUGCCUUCCUGGCAUUGAUCUGAACGACCCCAACAAGACUGUCUGUGCUACUUUAUUCAUCGUCAGCACCAUGCAGCAUGUGAAGGUCGGAGAUCUCUCCAUGCACCACUCUGGUUUCGCGUUGUCUGGAGAUGCGCCAGGCGAGGAGCUGAUGGAGGUUGAUACCGAGGACACCCACAUCCCUGAUGGUGUCGAAAUGAGCCCAUUUGUUUCACUGAGCAAGCGAGAAGAGAGGACUCUUGUCCGGGAGAGCACGGCAGGCUUCGCAGACUGGGUGACAUCCCUCUUUCGUAGAGUUCUAGCUUUAUACGAGAAUCUUCCUGAGGAAGGUGGGAAGAAGAAGACUACCGGCGGAAAAUCGGAAGAGACCGUUUUGAAGUCGAUAAAGAGCAUGCUUGACGUGGUCACCUUGCACCUCUCAGACCAAUUAUUCGAUCUCGUGUUGAAUCUUGUUUUCGACUACGCUGCGACAAACGCGAAGUCUAACGCUAUCCGAGCGUUCGGGCAGCUUGUAGCAUGCCUGGCACGCGCCCAACCCCAGAAGACAUUGGAUAAGUUUUUGCCGUCGUGUAUCUCACGCAUACAAGAGGAGCUCAAGUACGGAGCUUCCAGCAUUAGAACAACAUCAACACACGAUCUUGUUCCAUCUGACACAACGCUGCACUGGAAUAUGUCGAUAUUGCGCGGGUGUCUUGCGUACGGUGCACAUGCUCUCCUCAAGCACAAGGAAGAUAUCAUCAACCUUUUAUCGUUACUGUUGAAUAAAACGAAGAAUGAACGUGGGUACACGGGCACUGCUGCGAUUGUCACUAGAGUGAUGCACGCGCUGUCUGGUGUCUAUCCAUCUGACAACCGCUUCGUGAAUGAAGACGUAUGGAAUCAGCCUGAGUUUAACGAGUCGCACAACACUCAAUGGGGUCGCCUGUACGAAGCAAAGGAUGUAAAGGUGGAAUGGCACAUUCCAAGUACUGAGGAAGUGCAAUUCAUCUUGGACAUUUUGGAUCGCGUAGCAGCUCCUGCACUCGAUAAGAUAGAGACAUUGGCGCGGUCUACUCAACAUUGGGAUGAAGUCGUUAGGAAUGACUUUUGCAGGUACCUCUUGUUUGAAGGACCUAAAGACGUAGUACACCCAUGCCUCGAUCCAGAAAUAGAACUGGAAGAACUUAUUGUUGAUCAUAUUGACGUCAAAGCUGGAUUUAUUCUCACUGAUCUCAACGAUCCUCGUUACCAACAAGCCUUGCAGCAUCGCAUACGUUUUGGCAAUGUCACCCACUUGGCCGCAGUUGCCUUGCGCCAAAUCCAAGGAGGUGAAGAUCAUUUGGAUGCUGUUGUCGCCGUCGUGAAGGCCAUCGACACUUACUUUUUGGAUUACGGGAUGAGUCGGGCAGACUUUAUCACAUUGCAAAAGAAUUUUGCACAGUCGAGAGAGGUAAACCGAGUGUCAGCAAGGCAAAAAGAGAACUCGCGAAUUGCGUGGGUAAAAAGAGCACAAGUCUACCACUGUGGCCGGCUCUAUAUACACGCUUUGUAUCGCCGAAGAUCGUCCCUGGACGACACGUUACUGAAGGAAGACCUGGCGGAGCUCUGUUUGUCACCAUACACGCGAGUGCGACGCCUCGCUCAGAAUGUGCUGCACAGCGCAUGUGGUGUGAGUACAAAUAUAUUCUGGUUUGACUGUACGGUGACCUCGGUCCAGUCCUAUGUCCGCGCAACAAGAUACAUCUUGCCAUCUAUCUUCAACGCGCUGUCGAAAGGCAAUGAUCCUGAUAGGAUCAAGGGUGCUUUGUACGUCCUUGGUAAUAAAGGCACUGCCGCGCUGACCAUGUCCGAGCCACCGCUACGACGGCAAUACCUGGUUGCUUUGCUAGAGUGCCAGCACGAAGAGAAACCUUCGAUACAGAAGCUUGUCACCACUUUCUCCACGGAGUGUCUAAUACACCUCGGUGAGGAAGUCAUAAGGACUUCUUCAUACACAGCCCCUACUCCCGGGAUUGAAUCCUCUAUUCGCACUCUUGAAGAAGAGUUCUCGCCUGCUAUCAUUGAUAGCGAGCUAACAAAGGUAGCGGUGGAAUGUGCUGCUAGGCGUGCAAAGCGAUGCUUGGAGGAGAGCGACAAGACUGUCCGCUCUAUUCUUGAGAUUGCCUGUCGGCCUACUACCCAUUGGAGAUAUGUACACAUGGCCAUGAAGUUUCUGAUGGGCUUCCUCAGACGCGACGCAGUGGCUCCUCCGGAGUUGGUUCGCUUCUUUAUGGAACAAACACUUAGCCCACAAUCAGGAAUAAGGGCUAGUGCUGAGCAGGCAAUCGUAAAGACUGCCGUUCUCAUGAAGAUACGAGCAUAUGCCAAAACUGAUGAUGAGCUCUGGCUCUGCAAAUGGCAGAGCCCCUUCGCGAAGACUAUUUCCAUCAACAACCCACCUGCUUUCCUUGAGCAACUACACCAACCCAUUAAUGAGGUCGACGGCUUUUAUGUCGACCUGCUAGACACUGGCUUUUUGGCUUGGACGAAGACCAUCAAAUGCUAUCCUGUGAAUCUGACCAACUCAGUGUCAUGGGACUUGGCGUCAAGACAGUGCUUACAAGCCAUGCGUAGCUGUAUUGGAAAAGGAUAUUUCACUCAGCUCGCAACAUUGUGGAGCCAAGAGUCUAGCAAGGCGUCUGGCUCACCGCAUCUUCACGCAGAGAAUGUGAUUUUUAUGAUUACUCUAGCGAAGUUAUUCAAUGGCGAACACAUGCAUUUAAUUCUUCCAAUUGUCGAGCCAUUGAUGAUCGAUGCGGAUAAGUUCAAGCAGGCGGCUGCGGCUGAGAUAUUGACUGGACUGUUGCGCGGGUCCAAACACUGGCCUAAGCAAACGCGAGAGGAACUCUGGUCUUGGCUCACGCCGCGCUUUAACGUGAUUUUCACUCAGGCAAAGCCAGACACUGUUUCAUACUGGACUUCAUUCCUAGAGCAUACUUUACUGAACCUCGACCCACGUCGCUUCCAGCCUUUGGUAGAUUGGAUAUUGUCCCUCCAUCUUGACUUUCAGGGCGACUCUGCGUUUUCCAUGACGAAGGCUCUUAAUGUUAUCGUUGUAUUUAUUGAUUCUGUCGGUGUCCGGUUCAAUGGCGUAUCUGAGAAAUAUGCUUCGAUUUUCUUCGACAACGCGGACUCCAACUAUGCGGAGAUAAGGACUUCGAUAUCCAAUGCCCUGUGUCUGAUAGCCAAGUACCAAUGGAGACCAGCAUAUCCCUCUGUGGAUGCUCUCCUCGCGGCAUGCGCAGAGAGUCCAGAUCCACUCCGAAUCAGACAAGGGUUUUUCUCUUAUCACGUACAAUCGAUCAUCGAUAAUCUGCCAAAAUGGAAGGAUGAACGAUUUUCUCCACCUAGAGUCUCACAGUCCCGGUAUGACAAAGUCGGCUUGACCAUGCUGCUCUGGUUAUGGGUGUCUCUUCAUAGCCCUGAAGCUUGUCUUGUUCGUCCUCAUGCCAUGGCUCUGCUACCUGAACUCUUGAGCAUGUCAGAAUUGAGCGACAAUCCGGAACUUCAAAAGUACAGUAGCGCUGUACUUCGUGUGUUUUCCUCGGGUCAUCUGCCGCCUUCGCUUACGCACAUCGUCCUGGAGAACCUGGUUUCAGCCAUUCAAUCAUCUGAGUCAUGGCGAAUUCGAUUGCAUGCAUUGCCUGCCUUGGUCGUUUUCUUCUAUCGGAACCUCUUGACGAUUUCAUCUAACGGCGUACUCAAAAUCAUGGAUGUAUUACUCGAUUGUUUAUCAGAUGAGAAUGUCGAAGUUCGAGAAAUGUCGUCGAAGACCCUGGCUGGAGUUGUAAGAUGCUCACAGCGGCAGAAUAUAAUUCCACUGAAGAAUCGUUUCAUAUCAUUAGCGCGCAGCGUAAAGCUCCCCUCGCGCACACACCAUGACUAUGGAGAGUCGCUUAGGAAGUUACAUUCCGCUAUCCUUGGUCUAUGUGCCCUUAUUGAGAGUUUCCCGUACUCUGUCGAGCCGUGGAUGCCGUCCCUUACAGAAGUCCUGGCGAGACACGCAACAGAUCCGCCGCCGAUCUCGACGACGAUUCGUCACUGUGCUUCUGAGUUCAAGAAAACUCACCAGGAUACUUGGCACAAGGAUCAACUAGCCUUUGACGAAGAUCAAUUGCAGAGCCUCUCUACGAUGCUCGUUGGUACUUCAUAUUAUUGGAAUCGAUCCGCGCCUCCGUCAGGACUUAGGCAUCAGCAGGAUGUUAUUACAUCGCCGUAUCGACUAUGUAUAAAUUAG
Suillus fuscotomentosus is the source of this 6030-nucleotide messenger RNA. RefSeq lists its product as uncharacterized. Gene Ontology annotation, biological process: proteasomal ubiquitin-independent protein catabolic process. The transcript is spliced from 42 exons. Gene Ontology annotation, cellular component: cytosol; nucleus. NCBI's taxonomy places the organism in Eukaryota, Fungi, Basidiomycota, Agaricomycetes, Boletales, Suillaceae. The record is from RefSeq and is a predicted model, not a curated record. Bases 103 to 6030 code for a protein of 1975 amino acids. Gene Ontology annotation, molecular function: proteasome binding; peptidase activator activity.